This is a messenger RNA of Morone saxatilis (striped sea-bass), 531 nucleotides long. Its product is annotated as gamma-crystallin B-like. NCBI's taxonomy places the organism in Eukaryota, Metazoa, Chordata, Actinopteri, Moronidae. The record is from RefSeq and is a predicted model, not a curated record. Gene Ontology annotation, molecular function: structural constituent of eye lens. Gene Ontology annotation, biological process: lens development in camera-type eye; visual perception. The transcript has 3 exons. Bases 4 to 531 code for a protein of 175 amino acids.
ACCAUGGGGAAGAUCAUAUUUUAUGAAGACAGGAACUUCCAGGGGCACUCUCACGAGUGCAGCAGCGACUGUGCCGACCUGCACUCCUACUUCAACCGGUGCAACUCCAUCAGGGUGGAGAGUGGCUGUUUCAUGAUCUAUGAGAGGCCCAACUACAUGGGCAACCAGUACUACCUGAAGAGAGGGGACUACUCUGACAACCAGCGUGUGAUUGGAAUGAAUGACUGUGUCAGAUCUUGCCGUAUGAUUCCCCAGCACCGAGGUUCCUACAAGAUGAGGCUCUACGAACGCUUCGAUAUGUCCGGCCAGAUGCACGAGCUGGUGGACGACUGUCCGAAUGUCCAGGAACGCCUCAGCAUGUCCGACUUCAACUCCUGCAAUGUGAUGGACGGCCACUGGUUGCUGUAUGACCAACCCAACUACAAGGGCAGGGCAUACUACCUGAGGCCUGGAGAGUACAGGAGGUACAGCGACUGGGGAGGAGUCAGCCCUAGAGUGGGGUCCGUCAGGAGAAUCACUGACUUCAACUGA